Messenger RNA from Anthostomella pinea, 732 nucleotides. The record is from the annotation of a GenBank genome assembly. NCBI's taxonomy places the organism in Eukaryota, Fungi, Ascomycota, Sordariomycetes, Xylariales, Xylariaceae.
AUGGACAAAAAGAAGCGAUUGGUGUUCCAAUUGGAUACGCCGUACUCAGCUGUGUCAUGGCCGGAAAUACAGCCCGAAGAUCAAGAAACCAUCCUGGAGCUCCUUUGCACUCUACUGGCACCUCUAGGUCGUCACCGGUCUGAGCAUGCUCGGCCGUCCAAAGGCAAACGUGCAAAGAAGCGGAAGCGCAAGGAGGCAUCUGAAAAGGAGACGGAUGCGCCCUCUCCUCCUGCGCCAGAGAUCUUGUCCUACGUGGAUGUCGGACUGACGACAGUCACCCGGAAUAUGCAAAAGCAAGCAGCAGAAGGACGUCUACUCGGACUGCUACCACCAGGGCAGACAUCGGCGGAAGUAGGGAACUCGGCGGGCCGCUUCUACUCGGUUGUGUUCGUGGCUCGUUCCGGACAAGCAAACAUGCUCAACAGCCAUCUGCCCCAGAUGGUGGCCGUCGCCUCCAACUCUCACCCGUCUCGGAUUCCAACCAGGUUGGUAGGGCUGUCGAAGGCCUGCGAAGACCGUCUCUCGGAAUCUCUGGGUAUCCCCCGGGCUUCGUGUAUUGCCCUUUGCGAUGAUGCGCCGAAUUCCGAAGCCUUGGUCGAAUUCAUCCGACAGCGAGUGCCGAUCGUGGAUGUGCCUUGGUUGAAGGUGGCAAGCCAGGCUGAGCAUCAGCCCACCAAAAUCAACACAAUCGAGACAAGCAUAGGCGCCAAAAAGCAGCGGAGCAAAGUGUGA